Torulaspora globosa is the source of this 1230-nucleotide messenger RNA. It is a transcript of the gene TSR4, whose product is annotated as small subunit rRNA maturation protein TSR4. The transcript has a single exon. The coding region runs from base 1 to 1230 and encodes 409 amino acids. Lineage: Eukaryota; Fungi; Ascomycota; Saccharomycetes; Saccharomycetales; Saccharomycetaceae. Gene Ontology annotation, biological process: maturation of SSU-rRNA. Gene Ontology annotation, cellular component: cytoplasm. The record is from RefSeq and is a predicted model, not a curated record.
AUGCCCCAAUCAGAGGAUUUUUCGGCUUCCGCCUCUGAAUUUGAGGAAGAUUACGGUACAGGUAAUGGAUCUGCAGUUUAUAUUGCCUUAGUGGACGCUCCACUCAAAGAGAAUGAAGAUGUCAGCAUAGAAGAUUCUUUCAUCGGUGGAAAACCUGUUUGGUUGCAUCCUGAAUCAUUGCCAAGUGAUAAUCUCCUAGAAUGUGGAGCAUGCAAGUCAAAAGAUAAUAUGAAGCUACUGCUUCAGGCGUUUUGCCCUUUGGACAUAGACCAAGUACAAAAAGUCCAGGCGACCUACGGCGUAGAGAGUAUGGAACACAUUUCUGCAGAUGAUGAUAGGGUCUUGUAUGUCUUCUUAUGCACCAGAUGCCAGAGAAAGGCGAACUCAGUUCGCUGCAUUAGAGGUGUUAAGAAGAAUACCAAAAAGAGUGCUCCUGAGAAGUUAUCAGAAAAAAUGGAAAAGCUGUCUUUUCAAAAAGACUUCAAAAUUAACCCCUUCGAUCUUUCGAAUGAUGAAGGCUCAAAUCCAUUCAGCUCUAACCCAUUCCAAAGCGGCGGAAGCGGCUCCAAUCCGUUUAGUAACAGUCUCAACGCCGCAAAAGCUUCCGAAGAAAAGUCUGCCAAUGAACUUUCUUUGAAGGCUACUAGGAAAUUGCACGAUUCCAAGGCAGAUAAAACGUUUGAUGAAGCGGAAGCGUUCAAGAGUUUUCUGUUGUACGUUGAAGAAGAAUCCUUUAAGAACAAGAAACCGGACCAUUUAAAAUUACCUAAAAACUUGAAGAUCGAUAAGGAGGCUCUGGACCUGACGGGGGAAGACGAGUCGAGCCUAGACAAGGAUCCCAUAAAACUAGACCCAAGGACGGAAAAGCUUUCCAAAUUUCUUGACGACGACGUUUUCCAAAAGUUCCAAGAAGUUGUUGGCUACAACCCACACCAGGUCCUACGCUACGAUUUCGGUGGGAAGCCACUGUUAUACGCGCAGUCCAAGGUUGAUUUUGAGAAGACUGUGGCCAACCCUGCUUACAACCCGUCAUCGAGACGGGUCUUUGAGAUGCAGCUCAUGCCGAAGAUGAUCAUGGAUCUUGAAAGCGAUGCGUCGUUGUCCGAUGGUAUGGAAUGGGGCACGAUUCUGGUGUUUUCCGAUGUGCAGAAUUACACGCCUGAAUUCGAUGCGAAUGGUGUGGGGUACGUUGAAGAAGUGGUGAAAGUGCAAUGGGAAUCAAGAAAUUGA